AUGGAUAACUGUUACAUUGUGCUACUUUCCAUAAUCAUUGGAGCGGUCGCGAAUGAAGAUACUCCUCACAAUACAUCUUUGACUUUGGAAGAAGACACGGCAACAGCCGAAUCACGAAUGCUUGAGGGAUUCGAGCAAUUAUCACAAACCGUGAAAGAUGAAAUGAAAGUGUUUAACGAUCGGAUUGACGAAAUAAAACGUGAUAUCCACAGUUUAUUACUUGCGCAAAAUGCAACGAAUGAAAUGUUUCGAUCCACAAACAAUUCAUUGGAACAAGUUUCGGAACAACUGAACAAUCUUUCAACGUCAGCUACACAACGGUUUGUCAAUCUAGAGAAGGAACUAGAAGUGCUUCCAGCAGACACGGGAGUGUACUUCAUGAAGCCGGAUCCAUCCAAGAACGUAUCGUUUGAAGUAGCACGUGAUCUGACGAAUAAUCAUGGAUUCGGUAGCAAUUGGAUCGUUUUCCAGCGACGGUUCAACGGUUCGGUCAAUUUCUAUCGCAACUGGACCGAGUACAAGCAGGGCUUUGGUGAUCUACGCGGCGAGCACUGGUUGGGGUUAGAUAAGCUACACGCGAUCGUGAAAACCCGUUGUCACGAGCUGCUCAUCGUGCUGGAAGACUUCAACGGCGUGAUUGCGUAUGCACAUUACGAUGACUUCAAGAUCGGCGAUGAAAGUGAGAAAUACAUGAUAAAAUCGGUCGGUCUAUACACCGGUACGGCGGGUGACUCGUUUUCCUCUCAUAAGGACGAAUUAUUUUCAACAUACGAUCAGGACAAUGAUAGAGCUGGUGCUAACUGUGCCAAAUCGUUUGUUGGUGCCUGGUGGUUUUACAAGUGUCAUCGAUGUCACUUAAAUGGAGAAUAUCUGAAUGGAAAAAUCAAUCGCCAAGUUGGGAUAAUGUGGACGGAGUUUCGAGGAUCGUAUUACUCCCUGAAGAGCACAAAAAUGAUGGUUCGGCCUGUUGCGUGAAUAUUAUUAUUAUAACUCAGUGGAUUAUUUGCAAAAAAAUAAUCAAUCGAGUUUAAAGAUGUGAAGUCAUGAGAUAAAAGUUAUACACAUUUAACUUUCAACUUUACCGAUCUAACAAUUUUCCUCUUCUUCGCGUAACGACCUACUAGGACCUCAUGCCUGUUAUAACUGAUGUAAAACAUUUAACACUUACCACGUAACUGGGUGAUCUAUCCUUGUACGGGCCAGAUGGGUUUUCAACUAUAAGACCUUGUUCAAGCAGAGAUUAUAUGAAAAUUAGUGUACAGUUAGUGGCUUAGGUAGAAAAGGUUACGUCUAAGCGCAAAAGAAAACGGAAAAAAUCGAAUGCGGGUUUAAUGUAUGAAA
Messenger RNA from Anopheles moucheti, 1341 nucleotides. Its product is annotated as microfibril-associated glycoprotein 4-like. Bases 1 to 975 code for a protein of 324 amino acids. The transcript is spliced from 2 exons. The record is from RefSeq and is a predicted model, not a curated record. Lineage: Eukaryota; Metazoa; Arthropoda; Insecta; Diptera; Culicidae.